GCCGUCCUGGAGAGUAAAUGGCCAUCCAGUAACCAGGGGGGGCGACUGCGAUGGGCUAAGCUUCGAAAUGUGGUUCUGGCCCUGGCUCAGUUCCGGCGGCCCCUGAGAGAGAGGCAGCUGCUGCAGUCUGGGCCCCGGAGCCUGCUGGAACGAUCCCAGGAGGAGUCUUUGCGGCGUGCACCGAAGACCCAACUCCAGCGGCACACCACCUGGGCCGGGAGGAGUACCAGCAUCGAGAGCUGGCACGGUCUGGGCUCUCCCCUAGUCAAGAGCAGGAGCACCAGCUGCACCCGUUCUGGGGCGGGUGCCCGGCGGGACGAGAGAGCCCCUGAAUGCCAGAGCCGGGCAUCGUCUGCGGAGCGCCCAGCCCGGAGGGGGCUGCUGCGAGGCCUACCCCGCACUGCCAGGCCUGCCCCUUCGCCAGCGCCCGCCUGCCUGUGCCUCCAGCCGGAUGCUCCGGCCCAGGGCGACCUCCAACCCAGCAGGUCCUCGGAGGCACUGGAUCCACGGCGCAGUCCGAAGGGCUCCCGGAGGUGGGGGCUGAGGGAUUCCGGACGCGAUCGGAGACACAGGGCCGGCCACAAGAAGCUCGACGAGAACUGCAACAACGUGUCGGCCUUGCCCCGCGGUCUCUCGGAGAAAUUCCACAGCCUGCUGACCUCGGCAUCGAACAGGCGGCCGGUCUCCCAGCCCAGCCUUGGCUCAGAGCACGGGGGCUCAUCUGCUUCUGACCUCACAACCUCGUCCGAGAACCUGGGCCAGCCACUAGCUCGGGACAGCGACGGCGAGGUGAGUGAGAAACUAGAGCAGGCCGAAGCACUUCAUGGGGAACACAAGCAAGCAAACAAAUAG
Chiloscyllium plagiosum (whitespotted bambooshark) is the source of this 852-nucleotide messenger RNA. The record is from RefSeq and is a predicted model, not a curated record. Lineage: Eukaryota; Metazoa; Chordata; Chondrichthyes; Orectolobiformes; Hemiscylliidae.